Molecule: messenger RNA, 969 nt
Organism: Saccharomycopsis crataegensis
Lineage: Eukaryota; Fungi; Ascomycota; Saccharomycetes; Ascoideales; Saccharomycopsidaceae
Gene: NBP35
Product: Fe-S cluster-binding ATPase
Exons: 1
Coding region: 1-969 (322 amino acids)
Biological process (GO): iron-sulfur cluster assembly
Cellular component (GO): cytosol
Molecular function (GO): 4 iron, 4 sulfur cluster binding; ATP-dependent FeS chaperone activity; ATP binding
Source: RefSeq, a predicted model, not a curated record
AUGACAGUCCCCGAUGAAUAUAACAAAGAGAAAGAGCCAGAAAACUGCCCGGGGCCAGAAUCCGAAAAUGCCGGUAAAUCAGAUGCUUGUAAUGGCUGCGCAAACCAGAGUAUUUGUGAAUCGCUACCCAAGGGACCUGAUCCCGAUAUCCCAUUGAUCCAAGACAAUUUAUCCCAAAUCCAGCACAAAGUCCUAGUGCUUUCUGGUAAAGGAGGGGUUGGGAAAUCGACAUUUACUUCGAUGUUGAGCUGGGCGCUUGCGUCAGAUGAAGCGUUGGAAGUGGGGGUAAUGGAUUUAGAUAUCUGUGGGCCAUCGUUGCCAAAGAUGCUCGGCACCGAGAAUGAAAUAAUCCAUCAAUCGAAUUCUGGAUGGUCUCCAGUAUACGUCGAUGACAAUUUGGGGCUAAUAUCCAUUCAAUUCAUGCUUCCUGAUUCCGACGCCGCCAUCAUUUGGAGAGGCAGUAAGAAAAAUUCGUUGAUCAAGAAUUUCUUGAAAGAUGUCAAUUGGGGCCCAUUGGAUUAUUUAGUGAUCGAUACUCCUCCAGGAACUACUGACGAACAUCUUACCAUCAAUAAUUAUUUGUCCAAGACCAACGGGGGUAUUGAUGGUGCAGUAUUAAUCACCACUCCACAAGAAGUGUCGCUUUUGGAUGUGAGAAAAGAGCUCAAUUUUUGCUUGAAGGCAGGCAUCAAAAUUUUAGGGUUGAUUGAAAACAUGAGCGGGUUUGUUUGCCCUAAUUGUAAAGGAGAAUCCAAGAUCUUUAAGCCAACUACGGGAGGCGGCAAAGCGUUGGCCAAAGAAUUUGGGAUCAAAUUUUUGGGAUCAAUACCGUUGGAUCCUAGAAUUGGAAAAGCUUGUGAUCAAGGCCAAUCAUUUUUGGAUAUGUACGAGGACUCCCCGGCCACCGAUGCAAUUUUAGAUAUUGUCAAUCAGUUAAGAGAUGAUGUUGAAGGGACCACUGAAAGUUGA